UUCAACACUGACAGAGGAGGCAACGAUGCUGCGAGGUCCUGGUACACCUGAGCCACAUUUUACCGUGGCUGCUUUUUGCACAGACCUCUGCGGAUUUGCCCAUGUGCAAAGAGUCAGACUAUCACUUUGAGUACACAGAGUGUGACGUACUCGGGUCACGAUGGAGAGUGGCGGUUCCCAACAAAGCCGACACGUGCACAGGUCUACCUGAUCCAGUCAAAGGCACUCAGUGCACCUUCUCCUGUAGUGAGGGCGAGUUCCUCGACAUGCAGUCGCAGCAGUGCCAGAAGUGUGCUGCAGGCACCUAUUCUCUGGGCACCAGUGUGGCCUUUGAUGAGUGGGACAGCCUACCGACAAGUUUUGUCACACACGGGGUGACGACAAACGGUGGGGAUGGCCACACAGACUGCUCCAACUCAACCUGGACACCAAAGGACGACUACAUAGCAUCAAACACAGAUGAGUGCACCGCAGUGCUGUCCUAUGCUGUGAGUCUGAAGCAACCUGGAACUGUGUCCUUUGAGUAUUUCUACCCUGACAACAGUAUCUACUUUGAGUUCUUUGUUCAGAACGACCAGUGUCAGUCCACAGACUCUGAAAGCCGGUGGAUGAAGACCUCAGAGAACAACUGGAGUAAAUACAGGGUUGACCUGAACAAUGGCAAUAAUGUGCUGUACUGGAGAACCACUGGGUACACUCUGCAGGGCAGUGUUGUCAAACCUGUGCUGCUGAGAAACAUCGCCAUUUCAGGGGUGGCCUACACAUCAGAGUGUUUCCACUGUAAGCCUGGCACCCAUAGUGCAAAACCAGGAUCCGCCCGCUGUGCCCCCUGCCCUGCUGAUACCUACUCCACCAAGGGUGCCACUGUUUGCCAUCAGUGUGAACUCGACAAAUAUGCAGAGGCUGGUUCAGGGAGCUGCAAACCAAGACCUGCGUGUACAAACAGUGACUACUUCUACACACACACUCCCUGUGACUCUGAGGGAAAGACUCGGCUCAUGUACAAGUGGAUUGAACCUAAGAUCUGCAACGAGACCAUUGAAGGAGCGGUGAGUCUUCCUGCAUCGGGGGAGAAGCAAACCUGUCCACCAUGUAACCCGGGUUUCUUUGUCACCAACUCCUCCACCUGUGAACCCUGCACCCACGGUUUCUACUCAAAUGGAACAGCCUGUGCUGAGUGCCCUGUUGGCACGGAGCCGGUGAUGGGCUUCGAGUACAAAUGGUGGAACACGAUGCCAAGUAACAUGAAGAGCUCCAUCUACAGACGAGAGUUCAGCAACUCUGACCACAGCACAGCAUGGGAAGUGGCUGGAGAGUACGUCUACACUACCCCUGGGGAUCAGGACACAGACUAUAUGAUGCUGGUGCUCACUGUCUCUGGAUACAGGCUGCCUCAGUCAAUGGCCAAAGACAGCGAGAGGAGUGAACUAUCUCGCAUCACCUUUGUUUUUGAGACCACGUGUACAGCUGACUGCAAAUUUUACUUCCUAGCUGGUUAUAAUGAGUGGAAUAAUGAUGUGGUGGAGCAGUGGAAAGGCAGCGCCAAGAAACAGUCCUACGCCUACCUGAUCCAGAGCAACAGUACCGUCACCUUCACAUGGACAUUUAAACGAACAGACGAAUUUAACAUGGAGAGGAAGUACAGCGGCGACGUUGCAAAGAUCUACUCCAUCCACAUCACCAAUGUGAUCGGAGGUGUAGCCUCACAGUGUCGCCGCUGUGCCCUGAGCUCUGCUAACUCCGCCUGUGUUCCCUGUCCGCCGGGACACUACAUGGUCAGUGGGACGGGAGUGUGUAGGAGAUGCUCGGUGAACACUUUCAUCAGGGCUGACCAGCCUGUAGGAGAAGCCGCCUGUGUUCAGUGUGGUCCCAACACACGGACCAACAAAGCUUAUUCAGCUUGUCUCAGUGAUUGUACGCUGGAUGUGCAGACAAGAGGAGGAGCACCACUGCACUACGACUUCUCUCCUCUGUCCAACGUCACCAGCUUCCACAGCAGUCCCCGCUUCACCACCAAAGGCCUGAGAUAUUUCCAUCACUUCAACGUGGGUCUGUGUGGGAAAGAGGGCCGUGUGCCAGCGACCUGUGUGGACAACGUAACAGAGAGUGGGAGAGAGGUCAAAGGUUACGUCUGCCAGUCCACUGUGGUUCCCUCUGAAAUCAGGAGUCAGAGCGUGGUGUCCUCCCAGCCUUUUCUUAUCGGUGACUCACUCGUCGGUGUGACCACUGACACUGCGCUGAGUGGCAUCUCUUCUCCAAAAUGGUUGUUCCCCUCUGAGUCCAGCCUGCCAGAUGUCGUAUUCUACUACAAGUCCAGUGAGACGACUCAGGCUUGUAAACGAGGCAGGUCAGCCACCAUUAGACUGAGAUGCAAUCCCACAGUGACUGCUAAAGACCACAUCACACUGCCGAGUAACUGUUCAGAGGGGACGUGUGAUGGUUGUAGUUUCCACUUUCUGUGGGAGAGCCAGCAUGCGUGUCCGCUUUGCACCAAAAACCACUACAGAGAGAUCGUCAGUGCUUGUAUCCAGGGAAUACAGAAAACCACCUACGUGUGGCAGCAGCCGUUACAGUGUUACGGAGGAGAGUCCCUACCAGCACAAAAAGUCAGCGCUUGUGUGACUCUGGAUUUCUGGCUCAAGUUUGGGGUUUCCACGGGAACGAUUGCUGCUGUGCUGCUCAUCAGUAUCAGCUGCUAUUUCUGGAAGAAGACACGCAAACUGCAGUAUAAAUACUCCAAGCUGAUGAUGAGCUCUGGGGGUAAAGAGUGUGAGCUGCCCACUGCAGACAGCUGUGCAAUAAUGGAGGGAGAGGACGCUGAGGACGACCUGAUGGACCUCACCAAGAAACCUUUCUUCACCAAAAUUAAGUCCUUCUCACGAGAGAGGACGUCUGAUGGAUUUGACUCGGUUCCACUUAAGUCGUCAUCUUUACUCCACCAACGAGAUGAGGAAGACUCAGACGAUGCUUAAAUCAGAGGAUGAACAGGUAUUUCUACCAAAGUGUGGAGGAAGUGUUGGAUUUUCGAUGGUUUGACGUCAGUGCAGCUGCAACAGAUGUCUUUGUGGACUCAUAGAAAACAGAGGACUGUGAGUGCAUUUUAUUUAUUACAAAAGACAUGGGCUUACUGAGGGAGUUUUAACAUAAUGUAAAGAAUAGCAGUUUUAUUUAGUAUUAUUUGUCAUAUGUUAGGUUUCCAAAUUUAAUAUUGAAAUACAAAAUCUCCAUAUUGGGGAUAUUCUGUAUUUUCAAAGACCAUUGUGUAUUUCAAAAUGAUCUAAGACCCAAACUGUGGAUGAACUUACACUUUUUGAGACUGUGUACAUUAUACAUAACUGUUACUGUGUAGGCUAUUUUAUUUUUUUCUCUUUUUUGUCUUUAUUUUUUUGUUUCAUUAUAUCAGACAUUCAGUUUAGUCUUUUAACUUUUAUUUGGCAAUAUGUGAAUUGUAUUUGGCUUUUGAUAACCUUUUCUGCUAGACCUAUGUUUAUAUUAUCAUUUUGUUUUACUGUGAAGUAAAGACAUUUUCUACACUGAAAAAGCAACAAAUGUGUAUCUCUAGGAAUUAAGAAUGACCUUUAAUGCUGCCUUCAGAUGCUCCUUGUAAGAUCAUAUUGCAGAGCAUGAAAAAACUAUAUCACUUCACAUUAUGUAAUUAUACAAUACGUUUAUGAUAAUACUUCAUAUGUUUAUAUCUGUUUUCAUGUGCUUUUGAUUGAAACAAAUGCUUAUAUAUCAAAAGUAAUUUUUUGGUUGUUGGUUUAAUUAAAAUAAAAUACAAACUGUGGAAAUUUUAACUAAAAAACAACAUAUUCAUUGAAAAAAAAAAAAAAUCAUUAUACAUGACCUGAUACUGAAGUCAGAUGGGUGGGAAACAGAAGCAGAUUGUGGAGGCUGCAGAUUGUGGUGCUGUUGGAUUGUAUAGCAUUAUAGGUGAUUCUGAUAAUAUCAAUAAGGAUAAGCUCUCUGCAUGGUGCAAUACAGUUCAACAGCACUACAAACUGCAGCCUCCAGAAUGAUCAUAAAGCAUUAUUAUCCUAAUGAGGAGAGGAUUUUUUUUUUGCAGGACUUGUUUAAGUGCAUUAGUUUUAACUGGGUGUACCUAAUAUACUGACAACUGGGUAUAAAUGUAGAGGAGUAAAAACUACAAGAUUUGUCUCAGAAUAGUAGAGAAGUAGAAUUAUAAAGCAGAAUAAAAUGUAAAUACUCAAGUAUCUCAAAUUGUACCUAAGUACAGUGCUUGAUUAAAUCUUUUUAGUUACUUUC
Messenger RNA from Lates calcarifer (barramundi perch), 4266 nucleotides. RefSeq names its product endosome-lysosome associated apoptosis and autophagy regulator 1 (gene elapor1). Lineage: Eukaryota; Metazoa; Chordata; Actinopteri; Centropomidae. The record is from RefSeq and is a predicted model, not a curated record. Gene Ontology annotation, cellular component: late endosome; trans-Golgi network; lysosome. Gene Ontology annotation, biological process: positive regulation of vacuole organization; autophagosome assembly.